Molecule: messenger RNA, 1650 nt
Organism: Salarias fasciatus (jewelled blenny)
Lineage: Eukaryota; Metazoa; Chordata; Actinopteri; Blenniiformes; Blenniidae
Gene: prmt8b
Product: protein arginine methyltransferase 8b
Exons: 10
Coding region: 358-1575 (405 amino acids)
Biological process (GO): chromatin remodeling; peptidyl-arginine methylation, to asymmetrical-dimethyl arginine
Cellular component (GO): plasma membrane
Molecular function (GO): histone methyltransferase activity; protein-arginine omega-N monomethyltransferase activity; protein-arginine omega-N asymmetric methyltransferase activity
Source: RefSeq, a predicted model, not a curated record
AUGGAUGGAUUGACUCCCGCUGAUAUCAAACCCACAACCUUUCUGUCGCAACACAGUCUCUCAAGCAAUAGACUGCUGUUCCACGCCGGGUCCACCCGCCACAACAACCUGUUUCUGACACCCUCGGCAUGGAUAACCGAACAUUGCGCUUUGCGUAAAUCCGUUUCACAACUUUUUUCCCGGAGGAUGGAUUUAAGCCAAAUUGCUUGAAACUGUAAUAGAUUAUCCUAAUUAUGGAUGUUGGCUUUAGACUGGAUCGAGUGACAUAUUCUGUGGUUUAGUGUUUUUUUCUUCUCACAGGAUUUGACAUCCUGCGAACAGUUGGAAAGAGUUGUAGCCUAAAUCUCGCCGGCUCUCAUGGGACUGAGGCAUUCGUCGCGUUGUUUGCUGCUACGGCGGAAGAUGGCGGAGGCGGACAGCUCGGAGCGGCACCAGCCUGUCAUGCCCCCCCUCUCUCAGUCUGCCCAGCCCUCCCCACUGCCUAAACCAGUGCCUACUACCCACCAUGUGCCCUGCGUCCCCCACACGCCUCAUGUAGCAUCUCUGGCCACCUGUCCUGGUCGAGGCAAGAUCGCCAAGUUCAUCAGCCCGGAGGACAUGACUUCACGGGACUACUACUUCGACUCUUACGCCCACUUCGGCAUCCACGAGGAGAUGCUGAAAGAUGAAGUGAGGACGCUGACCUAUCGCAAUGCCAUGUACCACAACAAGCACGUGUUCAAAGACAAAAUCGUCCUGGAUGUCGGCAGCGGUACAGGGAUCCUUUCUAUGUUUGCUGCCAACGCCGGUGCCAAGCACGUGUAUGGGAUCGAAUGUUCAAGUAUAUCUGAAUAUUCAGAGAAGAUUAUCAAAUCGAAUCACCUACACAAUGUCAUUACCAUCUUCAAGGGCAAGGUGGAGGAGGUGGAGCUGCCCGUGGAAAAGGUGGACAUCAUCAUCUCCGAGUGGAUGGGCUACUGCCUCUUCUACGAGUCCAUGCUCAACACCGUCAUCUUCGCCAGGGACAAGUGGCUGAAACCUGGUGGCCUGAUGUUCCCCGACAGAGCAGCUCUCUACGUGGUAGCCAUUGAGGACAGGCAGUACAAGGACUUUAAGAUUCAUUGGUGGGAAAACGUGUAUGGCUUCGACAUGAGUUGCAUCCGCAACGUGGCCAUCAAAGAGCCUCUGGUUGACGUGGUAGAUCCAAAGCAGGUGGUGACCAACGCCUGCCUCCUCAAGGAAGUGGACAUCUACACUGUGAAGCCAGAGGAUCUGUCUUUUACCUCAGCCUUCUGUCUGCAGAUCCAGCGCAAUGAUUACGUCCACGCUCUCGUCACCUACUUCAACAUUGAGUUCACCAAAUGUCACAAGAAGACUGGUUUCUCCACUGCCCCAGAUGCUCCCAGCACGCACUGGAAGCAGACAGUGUUUUAUUUAGAAGACUACUUAACUGUCAAGAAGGGAGAGGAGAUCUUCGGUAGUGUCGCUGUCCGACCCAAUGAGAAGAAUGUGCGUGACCUGGAGUUUACCCUGGAGCUGGACUUUAAAGGACAGCUGUGUGAGGCGGCCAUUUCUCAUGACUAUAAAAUGCGUUAACCGAGGCCCGGGGUGUGGAUCAGCCUUCAGCCCCUCCGGACACGACGACAGAGGGCGAACCGAUGCACCCGGCUG